Molecule: messenger RNA, 1326 nt
Organism: Cydia strobilella
Lineage: Eukaryota; Metazoa; Arthropoda; Insecta; Lepidoptera; Tortricidae
Gene: Sce
Product: E3 ubiquitin-protein ligase RING1
Exons: 4
Coding region: 100-1236 (378 amino acids)
Cellular component (GO): PcG protein complex; ubiquitin ligase complex
Molecular function (GO): ubiquitin protein ligase activity; chromatin binding
Source: RefSeq, a predicted model, not a curated record
GCGGCGGCUCGCCCUCGGUAGGAAGUGUUAUGUCAAAAUUGUCAAAAUAAGUUGUAAUUGGUGUUUUUAAUUGGGAUAAACAAAUAUUUCUGAGUAAAAAUGUCGUCAACAGAGCCACCACAGAACAAAACAUGGGAAUUAUCCCUUUACGAGUUGCACCGGACUCCUCAAGAAGUGAUAACGGACGCUACCGAAAUCGCGGUGUCCCCACGAAGCUUGCACAGCGAAUUAAUGUGUCCAAUUUGUUUGGAUAUGCUGAAGAAGACGAUGACGACGAAAGAAUGUCUCCACAGGUUCUGCUCUGAUUGCAUCGUGACCGCUCUGCGAUCAGGGAACAAAGAAUGCCCGACAUGUCGUAAGAAACUAGUGUCGAAACGUUCUCUGAGACCGGACCCUAAUUUCGACUUAUUGAUAUCAAAGAUAUAUCCCAGCAGGGAUGAGUAUGAGGCUCAUCAGGAGCGAGUGUUGGCCAAACUGAAUAUGUCUCACUCGCAGGCGUCUUUAGUGAAUUCGAUAACAGAGGGGAUCAAAUUGCAGUCUCAAAACAGGCCUCAGCGGUCGCGUAAAGCAGGCGCGGAUGAUAACAGCAGUCUGUCUAAUUCUAAUGGGGCGUCGGACGCUCAAAAUGGUAGUAGUUCGUCGGCUCCUAAGGAUGGCACUGCGACGUCAACGGGUAACCCCACACCUCCUGGGCAGUCAACGUCCAACCCCCCCUCUGUGAGGAGCACGCCAUCGCCGGUGCCGUCCAAUAUUAGCUCCAUUUCAAAAAACACGAGCAUCACUAAAAGAGCCAAGUCUGUUUUGACUUCUGAGCGCAGCGAGGAAAGUGAAUCUAGUGAUGGCAGGACAGAGGGUGAGAACUCCAUGGACACAGAGGGGGAAGGCGAGCCCCUGAACCCCAAUGAGAUUGAGCUGGUCUUCAAGCCACACCCCACAGAGAUGACCGGAGACAACCAGCUCAUGAGGGCACUGCGGGAUAGCUCUGUCAGAUACAUUAAAACUACUGCUAAUGCUUCUGUGGACCACCUGAGCAAAUACCUGGCAAUGAGGCUCACGCUGGACCUCGAUGCAGAGCUUCCUGAAGCAUACCGGUUGCUCAACUUCUGCAUAUAUGUUGCUCCAGCACCAGGGCAGUUUGUGCCACUAUCUGGCUCGCAGACCCUCCGCCAGAUUAAUGAUAAGUUUUGGAAGGUGAACAAACCACUGGAGAUGUACUACUCAUGGAAGAAGACCUAGAAGUGCAGGCAACUUGAAUCUAGAACCUAGUGAUUUAUUUUAAGCAGAUAUAUAUGUAUUUAAAACGAAAUUAUUCGAGAAUUGGACUCU